Molecule: messenger RNA, 123 nt
Organism: Racocetra persica
Lineage: Eukaryota; Fungi; Glomeromycota; Glomeromycetes; Diversisporales; Gigasporaceae
Source: the annotation of a GenBank genome assembly
AAUGUUACUAUUCCAAAGAGACAAGGUUAUGAAAUAGAUGAAAAAAUUUGUGAAAAACAAAAUCUUGAAAGAACAAACAUAAAAGUUCAACAAAAAAAUAGAAACUUACUCAAACUAUUAUAG